GCAGAGAGAGAACAGUGACAAGGGAGAAGAUGAUCUCCAGGUUCCUGCUGCUCAUGGCGCUGAGCUGCUGUGUCUGUGGAACAUUAGUAGUGAACGUGGCUCACACCUCCUAUCAGGCAGAGGAGGACCAGGACGUCACACUGGAGUGGACCUUCACACCCAAACCUGACAGCUCAACACAACGUCUCUAUCUCCACUGUGACAUGUUCAACGAUCAGAAAGACCCAACCCUGUUUCAUCUCCAUGAUGGAGUCGAGGUCUCAGAGUCUCAGGAUGAAGAGUUUUCAGGACGAGUCCAGUUUGACAAAGACGUCCUCAGAGAGGGACGAAUCAGACUUCAUGUGUCCUCACUCAGGACUGAAGACUCAGGCCGGUACACGUGUGAAGUGCUCACUAACUCUGGUUCCAGCUUGGCCCGAUGUUAUCUCAAUGUGACUGCAGCUGUUCAUGAGACUGAAGAUCAGAGACCAACAGAGAGACCAAAACCAGGAGAUCAGAGACCAACAGAGAGACCAGAACCAGGAGAUCAGAGUCAGAUAAAGAUCGGUCUCUACAUUGGACUGCCAGUUUCAGCAGUAUUAUUACUGACUCUCUAUGUCAUCAUUCUGCGUGUCCUUAAAUCUGCUUGUUACAACAGAAAGAAGUCUGCAGUCUUGUAUUAUCUGAGUUUCCCAAAGGAACCAGAUCAGGAUGUAAAAACAUCAGAGUCUCAGCUGAAGCUUUCAUUGUUCCAGAUGUUGAAGGUUUGAGGUCCAACAUGGAACAGGGACCGCUGUGUCUCAGAGGUGGAGCGGGUCAUCCUCUACCUGGUCUGGUGGUCUGAUCCCCAGCUCCUACAGUCCAUGUUUUCUAAAGCAGCCCCUCAGAGAAUCGUUGUCUACGUGAUCUCAUCAGUGGACGUUUUCAGAGACGUUACUUCAGCAUCAAACUUCUCCUCCAUCUCCUGCGGCUGUUUUGGAACAAUAAGAAGGGACUACAUCAGCACCUCUCCUCUCCUCCUGAUGGGAACUUGGUGCUGCAUUCACUUGGGCUUGUUAAUCAGACUUUUGCUUUUUAAAAUUUUCAACCAGACACAAAUGUUGUGUUGUAGAGCACGUUGUACCCUGGUAGAUCUGCAGAUCUAAUCAGGUCCAGAGUUUAGUGAGUGUGUUGGUCAAAGACUCAGCUUCUCAUCAGGUGUCAUUCAAACUCAGUUAAAAUGAUCUGCUGUCCAAAUGUACUGUUUGUAAAGUCUUCAUGCUGUAAAUAAAGUUUCAUUUAUUCAGA
Molecule: messenger RNA, 1266 nt
Organism: Notolabrus celidotus (New Zealand spotty)
Lineage: Eukaryota; Metazoa; Chordata; Actinopteri; Labriformes; Labridae
Exons: 4
Coding region: 30-749 (239 amino acids)
Biological process (GO): cellular response to lipopolysaccharide; positive regulation of T cell proliferation; negative regulation of T cell proliferation
Cellular component (GO): external side of plasma membrane
Source: RefSeq, a predicted model, not a curated record